AUGUCCGUUAAUAAUAAUAAUCCUGCUGACCGAUUAAGUACGGGUAUGCGUAGGGAUUGGAGAAGUGGUUAUACACCUAUUGAUGAACUUUUACAAGAAAUGAGACUAGAAUUUCCUAAUCCCGCACAACAUUUAAAUUGGAUACCAUUUGAAGAAUUCGUUAAUUGUAUAUUUACAGCUAAAGGUGGAUUUUCGACGAUUUAUGAAGCCACAUGGAGUACAUCCGGAAAAACCGUGUCUUUAAAAUCGUUAAAUAAUUCCCAAAACUUAAGUAUUGAAUAUUUGAAUGAGCUCAAGAAAAAUUGGAUUCUAUUUUUACAACCCCAAUUUUUACGAUGUUACGGUAUUACACAACAACCUACAACAGGAGAAUUCAUGAUGGUCAUGCAAUAUGCACCAUGUGGAGAUCUAAGAUCUCUUCGUAAUAAUAACACAUUAAGAAAGAGACCUCCGAUCCCUAUUAAUACCCCAUCAUUUUAUUCUAAUUUGAUGAUCAGUUGUUGGGACCCAAAUCCUUCAAAACGUCCCGACUUCGAAAAUAUUUCAAAGAUAAUUUACCACUGGUUGGUAGAUGAUUCACUAGAAGCGUCACUUCGGAAAGGUAGUUCAAAAUCAGCAUUAAAGAGUAGUUCCAAGAAACAACAUCCAGAUGCUGUAUAUUUUAGUAGAAUAUUGGAUUUCCCCGAGAUUAAAGAAUCUCGUAGACGUCAAUAUCACUCACUAAAUAUUCCACGUAGUGAAACAUCCACAUCAAAUCAAUUAUUAUUCGCUCCUUUACAAAACUCUCACACCUUACGAAAUUCAUAUAAUAAUCCUCCAACAUUCCGUGAUGCUAACACCUUUUCAACAAAUACCAAAUUUUCACCACCUAAAGAUACGUAUAGCUUCUUAUCACAGCCACCUCCACCACCACCAGGAAUUCAAAGCGAAAGAUCUUUAAAUAACCCUCGAGGAAUUCAAAAUGUUAUCAGUAUAUUCAUACCUGAUGAUGACAUUAAAACAUUACAAACAUUCUGGGCAACAGAAGGAAGAAACAUGAGUAGAAAAAGUCUUUCAAAUUUAAUAUAG
Messenger RNA from Diversispora eburnea, 1068 nucleotides. NCBI's taxonomy places the organism in Eukaryota, Fungi, Glomeromycota, Glomeromycetes, Diversisporales, Diversisporaceae. The record is from the annotation of a GenBank genome assembly.